Messenger RNA from Sclerotinia trifoliorum, 1556 nucleotides. NCBI's taxonomy places the organism in Eukaryota, Fungi, Ascomycota, Leotiomycetes, Helotiales, Sclerotiniaceae. The record is from the annotation of a GenBank genome assembly.
UUCGAUCUUAUCUUACCUACCUAUUGGUUUUUUUUUUUCAUUUCGUUUUUCUUUUAGAAUUCUUACGAAUUCCUCGGCUUCUUUUGUCAUUUUUGUUUGGAGGGAUUGAUUUGAUUUGAUUGAACUGGCUGGUGGAUUGAAUUGAUUUGAAGAGGUGAGGUGAUUUGAAGAGGAGAGUUGAGGAGAGUUGAAGGAUUUUUGUGCAGGAGGGGAGGGAUUGAUUGGGAGAUUGAGGGAUUACUGCGACUGCAGUGUAAUGGCGAUGAUGUCGGAUGCGAAGGUGAAGAUGAACGUGAAGAUGGAGGGGAAGGGGGAUGAGGGUGGCAAUGGGAAUGUGGGUGUGGAUAAGAGUAAGAGUGAUGGAGUUAAGAGUGAGGAUGGGGGGAAGAGGGAUGUUAAGAAGGAGGAUGGAUUGGAUCAACAGGAUCAACAGGAUGAUUUGGAUGCGCUGGAGGGGUUGGAGAGUGAGGCGAAGGAGUUUAUGAAGGUUUGUUUUUCGUGUUUUGUUUUUUAAUUUUGCGGGUGUGUGUUUUAGAGAGGGGGGGUUUGAUGAAGGGAGUGACAGGCAGAAGGGAUGUUUUUGGUGUGUCGCAGGGGAUAGAUUGGGAGACUAUAUGUGACGGGAUACAUGCUAAUCUUAUGUGUUAUCUAUAGGAUACAGAAAUCGAUAGGAUAUUAAAAGCUUUUCGUUUGGAUGCGUAAGUUUAUUCUUUCAUUGCUAGAAUUAAAGAUGGCACAAAAACAGAGGAAGAAUUUGAGUCUGAGGUUGAGCUUGAAGAAGUGGUAAAAACGCGCUACGAUCAAAUGCUAACAACCACACAAACAGCUACGCAGUCCUAGACCUUCAACCCGGAGUCGGCGAAUCCGAUAUCAAAAAAUGUUACCGCGUAAAAUCCCUCCUAAUCCAUCCAGAUAAAACCCGCAAUCCACUCGCGCCAGACGCAUUCGACCGAUUAAAAAAAGCCCAAAUAGAACUCAUGGAUGAAAAACACCGCGAAAGACUCGACGAAUCGAUUGCCGAUGCUAGAAUGUUGGUCAUGCGGGAAAAGGGUUUGAAUAGAGAUAGUCCUGAAGUUAAAGAACCCAGUGAAGAGUUUCGAAAAGCGUGGAGGGAGAAAAGGUACAUUUGCUCUGGGAGAAAAGCAGAGGAGAAAGGGGGAGGGGAGGAGGGAGUUGAAGAAGGUGGAGCUGGGGUGGAGGGGAGAAGAGAAAGAAGGUUAAACCUUGGGUUAGGGGUUGUUUGUGUUUGUGCUUGUGGGUUUGGCUUUCGGUUACGUGUGUAUUGGGAUUUGGCAAUGGGAAUGGAAAUGUAGUAUGUGGAUAUGAUAAAGAUGGAUGGAUGGGGAAUGAAAUGGAAUGGAAUGAACUGAAGUGAAUUGAAUUGAAACGGGGUACUAAGGAUGAAAAUAAAUAUAUACGUAUAAUCGAUACCUCCGGUGCUCUUAUGAAUGGAGAAAUUCACGACCAGUCACCUCGAUAGCUAUAUAUCACAUCAUAUCGUAUAAUCUCAUCGUAUAAUCAGUAAAAGAUGAAUGAAGCGUACGUUCUCGUGCUAC